This is a messenger RNA of Daphnia pulicaria, 1239 nucleotides long. RefSeq names its product GRB10-interacting GYF protein 2-like. The transcript is spliced from 4 exons. Lineage: Eukaryota; Metazoa; Arthropoda; Branchiopoda; Diplostraca; Daphniidae. The coding region runs from base 1 to 1239 and encodes 412 amino acids. The record is from RefSeq and is a predicted model, not a curated record.
AUGACCAUUGAUGGCACCAUCACGGCCGACCCACCAGCUAUGCUGAAAGAGACGGAGGCUGAACAUGAAGCUAGGCUGCUCGAUCAGCGAAUCCAGCAGCAACUCCUUAGGCAGGAACAGACUGAAGAAGACAAUCGUGCUCGACUGUUGGCCGAGGAAGAGCGGACAGCAGUUCUCAGGCACGAAGAAGAAAACCGUAUUCGAUUGGAAGAAGAGGCAGAGCGGCAAGCUGGCCUACUUCAAGUAGAAGAAAAUCGUGCUCGAUUGCAGGCUGAGGCGGAGCGGCAGACUGGCCUUCUUCAAGCAGAAGAAAAUCGAGCUCGAUUGCAGGCGGAGAGACCAUCAUAUGAUCGUCCAAGAGUUGUUCUUGCUAAUGAUACUGUGGCAGAACGUCCAGCAAGACAACAACACCAGGCAGGAAAGGUAUCUGUUGGCAACAGAGAAACUCCUAAAGAGCAACGAGCUCGAUUGCAAUCCCAGGCAUUACGGAUGAGAAUUCUGCGGCAAGAUGAAUCUGAAGAGGAGAGAUUAGCUAGGCUUCGAGAUCAAGCCUUGAGGCAAAAAGCUCUGGGGUACAAAGAAUCAGAAGCAGAAAAAUCAGCUAGACUUCUGGAACAGUCAUUACGGCAAAAAGCUCUACGGAACGAGGAAUUGGAAGUAAAAAAAUCAGCUAGGCUACGCAAACAGGCUCUGCGGCAAAGUUCUCUGCGCAACGAGGAAUCGACGGCAAAGAAAUUAGAUAGGUUACGCGAACAGGCUCUGCGGCAAAGUUCUCUGCGCAACGAGGAAUUGGAAGCCGAAAAAGUAGCUAGGCUGCGCGAGCAGUCUCUACGGCAAAGAUGUUAUCGAAAUGAAGAAAUUGAAGCUGAAAAGCGGGCUCGACUUCAGGAUUAUUUAGAUCAGUCAUCAUGCCAGGAAGUUGUACGUGGAAGGGAAACUGCAGAAGAAAGAAUAGAUCGCGCUAUCUCUGAUAGAUUUCGUUAUCAAGUCAAUGUGUUCGACGAAAUUGAGCAGGAAGGUCGCGUUGAUCACCCCGAGUACAUGGCUGAUUACAGAGCGACAGAGAAUAGAGAAGAAGCUGCUGCGCGGCGUGAAGAGAAUCGGUGUCGUAUGGAGUUACGGCGCGAACUUGAAGAGCAACGAGAGCGGGAAGACGAAGAAUUGCGAGCUAGGAAUGCACUUGAUCAUGGCGAAAUGGUUCCAAUUGAAAAUGAAGAAGACGAAGCUCUUCGUUUUUAG